Molecule: messenger RNA, 2517 nt
Organism: Mauremys mutica (yellowpond turtle)
Lineage: Eukaryota; Metazoa; Chordata; Testudines; Geoemydidae
Product: A.superbus venom factor 1-like
Exons: 15
Coding region: 97-2517 (806 amino acids)
Cellular component (GO): extracellular region
Source: RefSeq, a predicted model, not a curated record
ACGUCUGUGCACGCGACGUGCACGCACACCUAAUUGCUAUGGACAUGAAAAACACAUCUCAAAAAAUAACAGUUACAAGAGGUCUGGCUGGAGCUGAUGCACAACCCAGUUUUCUGCAGCGCAUCCACUUCUGAGGCUAAAUACCGGCAGAUCCUUGACAUCAAAGCCAAGUCCUCCCUGGCCGUGCCAUUAGUGAUUGUCCCUUUGCAGCUGGGAUCUCACAACAUUGAGGUCAAGGCAGCAGUGCAGGACAGUUUUGUAUCUGAUGGCAUGAAGAAGAAACUGAAGGUUGUGCCGGAAGGGUUGAGGAUGACCAAAACAAUUAUGUCUGUCCUAUUGGAUCCAUCUACGAAAGGAGCAGGGGGAGUCCAAGAAGUGAAGGUGAAAGCGGCAGAUAUAGAUGACAUGGUUCCAGACACAGAAUCGGAGACCAAAGUCAGCAUCCAAGGAAACCUGGUGACAAUGAUUGCCGAAAACUCCAUUGACGGGGCCAACCUGAAGCAUCUCAUUGUGACGCCGUCCGGCUCUGGGGAAGAGAACAUGAUCGGCAUGACCGCCCCCGUCAUCGCCACCAUCUACCUGGACAGCACCGAGCAGUGGGAAAGGAUCGGGGUGGAACGUAGGGCCGAAGCCAUCAAGUUGAUCAUGCAAGGUUACACGCAGCAGAUGGCUUACAAAAAACCUGACUUCUCAUACUCUGCUUUCAAAGCCCGGCCAUCAAGCACUUGGCUGACGGCGUACGUGGUGAAGGUCUUUGCCAUGGCUAAGAAACUGGUGCCCAUUGAAAACCAAGUUAUCUGCGGGGCAGUGAAAUGGCUGAUCCUGGAAAAGCAGAAACUGGAUGGGGUCUUCCAAGAAGAUGCCCCCGUAAUCCGCGGAGAGAUGGUUGGAGGGUACAAGGGUGCUGAGCCUGAUGUCUCUUUAACAGCUUUUGUGCUGAUUGCAUUGGAAGAGGCCAAGGACAUCUGCAAGGAUCAAGUCAACAGGUUGGAAGUCAGCAUCGGCAAAGCCGGUGACUACCUAGCCCAAAGGUACCAGUCUCUAACCAGACCGUACACUGUGGCUCUUGCGUCCUAUGCCUUAGCCAUGGAGGGGACACUGGACACUGAGAAGACGCUCAUGAAAGCUUCGACAGGGGGAAAUCGCUGGGAAGAGCGGAACGCCCGCACCUUCAACAUUGAGGGCACCUCGUACGCCUUGCUGGCCUUGCUGAAAAUGAAGAAAUAUGAGUUGGCAGGUCCCAUAGUCAGAUGGCUGAGAGAGCAGAACUACUAUGGAGGGGGCUAUGGAUCUACCCAAGCGACCAUCAUGGUGUUCCAGGCUCUUGCGCAGUACCAGAUAGACAUUCCGCAGCACAAAGACCUGAAUUUGAUCGUUUCUAUUUUCCUGACACAUCAUUCUAGGCCUAUAAAGUACAGAAUCUCAAAUGAGGACGCUCUAGUGGCCAGAACAGCAGAGCUCAAAUGGAAUGAAGACUUCACUGUGAAGGCAGAAGGAACUGGACAAGCAACAGUAACAGUAACAAUAAUUUAUAACGCAAAACGAAAGGAAGAUGAAUCUCAGUGUAAGAAGUUUGACCUGAGGGUAUCGGUCGAAGAAGCCCAGGGUGUUAAGAAGCCGGAUGGAGCGAUGCGUUCAGUCUAUAUUAAAAUCUGCAUCAGGGCGCCGGAAGCCACGGUCAGCGGACCUCCUCCAUCAUCGUUGGUGGAGGAACCACUGCCACCUGUAGUGGCAGAGCAUCCCACAGAUGCGGAGGCCUCGCAGCGUAUGGACGAGCCCCCACCGGAAGCAUUGAUCCAGGGCCUGUCAUCGUCUUCCUCGCCAGAUGAGGCAGUAGCGGGGGCCUCCACAUCAGGCCCUCCACCGAUUGACCUGCGGGCCCACCAAGACCUGCUUCGACGGGUGGCCCAGAGCAUUAACCUCCCUGUCGAGGAGGUUGCUGAGGACGAUGACCCGGUGACCACCAUAAUUGGAGCUGAGGCCCCGCUGCGGGUGGCCUUGCCCUUCAUUCGGACCAUACAAAGAAAUGCCAAUACAGUGUGGCAGUCACCGGCUUCCAUCCCUCCCACCGCUCGAGGGGUGGAAAGGAAAUACUCAGUUCCACCCAACGGGUAUGAGUAUUUAUACACGCCCCCACCUCCGGACUCUUUGGUAGUGCAGUCCGUUAACGACCGGGAGCGGCAUGGGCAACCAGCUCCAGCGCCAAAAUCAAAAGAAGCGCAGAGGAUGGAUCUGUUGGUCCGGAAGGUCUAUUUGGCUGGUGGCCUCCAGCUAAGGAUUGCCAAUCAACUGGCUCUCCUCAGUCGCUACACGUACGAUACCUUGGUGUCACUCUCAAAGUUUACGGAGCUGCGGAGGUCCUUCCGGCAGCAGCCGUACCGCCAGUUUAACCAGGUCGGGCCAUGGCCUGAUAAUAGGCGCAGAGGCAGGGUGAAUCGCCGUAGACCGUCGGGCAACCGGGGUAAUCAGUCCCAAGCGCCCUCCAAGCCCCCUCAGGGGCCUAAGCAAGCCUUUUGA